GAAGGAGCUGGCUCCUCUGUCUGUUUUUAGCAUGAGGAUCAUAGACUGUUUUUAAAAUGAAGACCCAUGAACCUGUGUCAGUGCCUCGUAACACUGGUCACUUGACUGAAGCGUCUCACUCCUGACAAACCAGUGGAAGUCACUGACCUGUGAGCGGCAGCUGCAGGUAGCACAGCUCCUGGGGACUGUAGGAAGUGGAAGCUAAGCUAACCAUGCUAAUUGAGCAUUGACUGACAGGAGGAGACAGGAAGGACAAACCGUAUCCGCAGGAUCUCCAGUUCAUUGUCCCGAGUCACGUGUCGUCUCUGUAUGUGGACAGAGUGAAGGAGCAUCUCAGGACACAGGCAUUAAAGUUAAUUAAAUCAGGAUUAACACGUGAGUUUCAGGGCUCAUUUCUGCCUCAGACACGCCGGCACCUACGAACUCUCACACUUCAGCAUGGUGAAGACAGCAAAGAUGGAGCUGCUGAGAGCGCUCAUCACUGAGUGUUUGUCAGCAGCUGCAGAGGAGAUCUUCAAGAUCGCAGAAAGAACCAUCGUAACGUAUGAAGAGGAAAUGUCCUGUUCAAAGUGGGUGGUGGGCGACCACUGCAGACUGCUGGAUGUUGCCAAGUCACAUAGCAAAGACUACCUCCAGAUGUCUGCCACUGAUGUGAAGCUGCAGUGUGCCCCGGAGCAGCCUCCUGCCAGUAUCACUGUGAGGUGGGAGGAACCAGUAGACACCUGGUCAGAGCCAACAGAGAACUACACACAUCCACACACUUCUCCUGAUGAUGAAAAAGAUCAAUGUGAUCCGGAGAUUCUGAUCGAUAUUGAUGAAGAUGAAGAUAUAAAGCAGGAGUGUGACCCGGACAUGCAUUUGAAGAAACUUUUUAAAUGUCCCAUUUGCUUCAGUUGUUUUUCUUCCAAAAAGACGAUGGUACGACACGUCAAGAAGCAUCCAGAGGACAAAUCCUCGUCUUACCAGUGCCAGUUCUGUGACCGCUACUUCUGCCACAAGUCUGAAUUCAUCAUUCACACCAUGAUACAUGAAGGCUCCAAACCUUACAAGUGCCAGUACUGUGACAAAAGUUUUGAGCACAGGGACGGUCUGUUGAUUCACAGACAGAAACACAGUGAAGAUAAACCAUGCCAAUGUUUGAAUGUAAAGGUGGAAGCAGAAACUCAGCUCAACUCCAGGACAGCUUUGAGUAAGAUGGAGGAAAAGCCAGAGCUGAGACGUGGUGAAUCAAACAUGAAGACAUUCCCACUAACUAUCACUCCCUAUGACAAAAGUGAGUUUGAGCAGGAAUCUCUGCAGCCGCUGUGUCUGUAUCAAAUCCAGACUGUUGCUGACAUAGAUAAAGAAAUCUCAGCUGCACUCCCAUUGGAUCACAUUAAAACCGAGCCAACUGGAGCUCAUGAUGGACUAUCAGGCACCAACACUGAUAAUCAGCCGCUCCUUUCGGUGAACCCCGGUGAGCACAGGGAUGUUGGGACAGAGCCCAACCAUCUCAGGAUAAAGCAUUCCCCGCCCAGGAGACUUACAGGAAAAUCUACAGAGCUCAUGAUGCAGUUUGAAGCAGGAACAGCACAGAAACCCUACAAGUGUCCUUGUUGCACCAAGUGUUUCUCCUUGACAAAGACUUUAAUAAGACACGUAAGGAUCCACACAGAGGAAAAACCUUAUCAGUGCCAAUUUUGUGGGCGAAACUUCUGUCAGAAGUCCGAUCUUGUCAACCACACAAGGAUACACACAGGGGAGCGACCCUAUCGGUGCCAUGAAUGUAACAAAUCCUUUGCUCAGAAAGGCAACCUGGUGGUCCACAUGAGAAAACAUACAGUGACAGUGCCAAAAGUCCAGCUGUAACUUUAGUCAGAGGUAACCGCAGAGAAGUAUGGAUGUAGCCGGAGAGUUGAAAAGUUUUUUUCAACAACAUCUUUGCAGAAUGUGGCUGGGUAUAAACCUCAAUAUUUUUGUGGAACCACCCAAAAACAAUGAGGGUUAAUCUGGGAUUUAAGAGGCAUUUGUAUUAAAUGACGUUGUGGGGGUUUGGCUUGGGUGUGUUGUUGUCCCCAGACAAUACAGUGCACUGUUUCCUAAGCUGCUUUUAGACGUGCACUGAACUCUGGAGAUCCUCCGGACAUUCUCUGGAGGGGCUGUAUGUGAGAAGGCUAAUGUCCUAGUGAAAGUCUCUGGACGUUCUCCGGCCAGCCCCCAAGUAUAAAGUCUGCAGAAAGUACAGAGGAGCUGAUGAUGUAACACCACGACAGAGUGGGUGUUAGAGGUGUGGACAUUUUUCGAUUUUAGAUGCAUCGGGAUGCGGACGUGAAGACAACUGCAACAAUGCAGAGACAGAACAUAAUCCAUUCAUGUUUUCUGCUCAGUCAUUGUUUUAGUUGUUUUCCACCGCUGCAUAAUUAUAACAGCGCUGCUUCAUGAUCAGGGCAGACACACAGGUCCGGUUGUCCUGCUUCCUCAUCACUCCUCCUCUGACCUGCGCUCACUUUACACUUUAACAUAAAGACCAUCACUGAUCACAAGUUAUUAGGUAACGUACACGACUGACGGUUACACUUGAGAUUGUUUGAUUCUCUAGAGUUUAUGAGAAGCAUGUUUAAACAGGACAUCAGGGUUAAAGUGAGCCGAACGAUCCAGAGCCAUGAUCAAAUUUAUUUAAUUGAAAACCUUACUUUGUAAAUUACAAUACAAUUGUAAUUGCAGUCUGUAAUACUUUUUAAAGUAUUUUCUUAAUAAAAACAGAGUUCAUAUUUGUCUGACUGAUUGUAUGCAGUGGCAGAUGUUUUUUGUUUCCAUUCCAAAAUAUAGCAUGUUAUGAAAUUUGGUGCAGCUUGAUUGAAUAUAAGUAGGAUUAUUGGGCCUUGGAGGAGUUAUAGUGCCAUUGUAGUUCUGUUCUGCAGUUCGGUUUGUAAGUGCUUAAAAAUAGUGGAAAUUACAGCAUCUUCCAUUCCAUAGUUAGCUGCUGUGAAGGAUCCAGUCUUAAUCUCCAGCCACAUAUCAGAUUUGUUUAGUGAUCCACAUUGGUCUAGUGUUGCUCUCACCGAUAGCUACAGUGUUAAGAGAAAAUGUUGACCAAUCAGAGGUUGUGCCUGUGGCUCAGAAGGAGAGCUGUUUGUCCACUAACCAGACCGUAGCUGGUUUGAUCUCCAGCUCCAACAUAACAUUUUGACAAGAUCAAUGUUAUUGUAAGUUGUAAGUACAGCCCAACCUUUCCCAUGAUUCAUUGUGGGAAAUGUUGCUAUGUUGCUAAGCGACGGCUGUAAUGGUGGGACACACUGGUGACACAAUAGGUAGAGUAGACCAGGUCCUCUGCAGGAUGUGUUGUGCCUUGUUUGGCUGCGUUAUGGCGCGACUGUUACGUCACCGGUUGUUUACAGCUUUAGGCUGUACUUUAUUUAUGUCCUUGAAAAACUUCUCAUGCUCAGAUAGUAUUAAGCAACAAACUGCGGUUACUUAAGUGACAAAAAGUAUCUUUAUCUGGUUUCUACAGUCCCUCAACACUGUGACACAUCCUGUGCAAUCAGCCACCAUGAGUCACCAUGAGUCCCUAUGUUUCACCAUGAGUCACCAUGGACAGGUAACCGCAGUGUGAUCACUGACAGUGGAGUCCAGGUUCGACUAGAAGGGAUCUCUCUGAGAUCUCUACAUGUUGAGGGGGAGAAUCUGUUUGCCAAAACAAAACAAACUGCUCCAGUGUGUCAACAUCAAAAACAUGAUGUGUUGCAAAGUGGUAGAGGACGGAUGUAUUCAGUUUUUAUUGUAAUUGAAAAUGUUUAUUUAAUAUUUAGGUUUUUUAAUUGAAUGGUUAUUCGUUUGUUUUUAUAAUUUUAUUGUGCGAUAUGUGUUUCUACAUCAACUAUUAAAAUUUACAUCUGUUCAGUUUAUU
Limanda limanda (common dab) is the source of this 3886-nucleotide messenger RNA. Its product is annotated as zinc finger protein ZFP2-like. The record is from RefSeq and is a predicted model, not a curated record. Gene Ontology annotation, molecular function: RNA polymerase II cis-regulatory region sequence-specific DNA binding; DNA-binding transcription factor activity, RNA polymerase II-specific. Gene Ontology annotation, biological process: regulation of transcription by RNA polymerase II. The transcript has 3 exons. The coding region runs from base 439 to 1848 and encodes 469 amino acids. Lineage: Eukaryota; Metazoa; Chordata; Actinopteri; Pleuronectiformes; Pleuronectidae.